UUUGUUCCAAUUGAUGUGGUUAGCCAAAAAUUGAUGGUGCAAGGAUACUCAGGCCAUGCGACCUAUAAUGGGGGACUAGAUGUUGCUAGCAAGGUUUUGAAGGUGGAUGGCAUUCGGGGACUAUACAGGGGGUUCGGUCUAUCAGUCAUGACUUAUUCCCCAUCUAGUGCUGUAUGGUGGGCAAGUUAUGGUUCCAGCCAACGCUUGAUCUGGAGUUAAUGCAUGUUUUUUUGAACAAGAGGUAAUGCAUGUUUGCUCAAUUUGAUUUAGUGGUUGAUGUGUUGUGGGAGAUCAUUAAAUUUAGAACUCUGGUCCAACAAGUGAUUGUUCCUCGUUUAGUUAAUCUUCUUAACCCCUCUGUGGACUUUGUUUUAUAAUUUAGAAAAUUUUCUAUUGUAAACCCCCAAGUCAGUUAUCCUCAAUGAAAGCCAUGUCUGUCCGCAACUAGUGUUCACUAUGCCUAAUGAUCUGAAGAUUUCUUACUUUCCUGUGAUAUUGCCUUUAUGUGAAGGCAAUACUUGAGUGGUCUAGGUAUAUAAGUUGUGCUUUUCUUGGAUUACGUCAUAAUGAGGAACGGGUCAUUUUUUAAAUGCAUUAUAUAUUUUUCAUCAUCCAUUUUGGUUCUCCAUUCACUUGAUACAGUAUAUAUUUUUUUAAUUUAAAAUUUUUCUGCAUGAUUUUCUUUU
Molecule: messenger RNA, 686 nt
Organism: Camellia sinensis
Lineage: Eukaryota; Viridiplantae; Streptophyta; Magnoliopsida; Ericales; Theaceae
Source: RefSeq, a predicted model, not a curated record